AUGCGAGUGUUUUCGACGGCCACCGCGGCAGUAUUGCUUGCCAACAUUUCUCUCGGUACUCCGACUCCCACUGGGUCAUCCUCAACCGUUGUCGCACAUGCUGCUGCUGUUGCUGCUUCUUCUGUUGCCCCAGUAGCAAGUAUCGCGGAAACCUCUAGUGGAGGUAAUCAGCAAGGGCCAGAGGUUGCAGCGUCUUCUGCUGCUUCUGCCACUGCCGCAGCCCAAUCGAGUGCGAGCGACAGUCAGGGGACUAUAGCUCAAGCCCCAUCCAGUGGGAGUGAUACAUCAACUUCUGCAGGAAACAUAGUAUCGCAAAUAGAAUCUGCAGUUGGUAGCAUUAUUCCGUCUGCCACAGCUAGUGCGAGUCCAGCCAGUGACACUGAUGUGUCAACUUCCACAGGAGGAGAUACAGUAUCGCAGUCUGCAGCUGGCGGUUCUACUCCAUCUACCACAAGAAGGGUAGGCUCAUCUAGUGGUUCGACCUCUGCCGCAGGAUCUGACACCACAAAGGCUCCCUCUUCAACAUCUACCUCGUCAAGUAGUACAUCUGGCUCCUCGAGCUCUUCAGACUCUGACGACCUCAUGUCGCUUAUCAGUUCUCUAUUGGGAGGCAGCACUAGCAGUAGUGGGACUUCCCUCGGCUCAAUCCUCAGUGAUCUCGAAAACUUCUUGAAAGGCGUUGCAGGAUUGGUCGCGCCCGAAUUCCUUCAAAGCUUGGAGUCUUUUAUCUACCACAUUGACUAUCUUCUGGAUGAACCGACUACCCAACAAACCAAGGAUAUAAUUGGCGUUGCUCAUGGUCUCCUUACCAACUCCACUGCGACUGAAUUGAAUUCACUAGUCACGAAUGCGGUUGCACUUUUGACCCCGACAUUCGUCAAUGAGACACAAGGCUUAAUUAGCAAAGUCUCGCCCCUCGUGGACGAGCUCAGCCCGCUCCUAACGAAGCAGACAGCCUCAGAGCUCGAGAGUAUUUUGACCAACGCCUAUGACUUAUUGACACCGACAUUCGUCAAUGAGACCAAGUCAUUAAUAUCCGAAGUGUCGCCAGUGCUUUCGGCAGUUAGUCCACUUCUUAGUGAUUCCAAUAUCAAGGAGAUUGAAAGUCUUCUGAGUAAUGCGAACGGCCUGUUGACAGCGCAGAAUACUAAAGAAAUUGAGACCUUGCUUGGAAAUGCCAAUGACCUAUUGACGGCUGAUUUUGUCAAGGAUACCAAGGCACUGAUCACAGAGGUUGCGCCAAUCUUGGAUGAUUUGAAACCACUUCUCACUUCUCAAACAAUCAAGGAACUUGAGUCUCUCUUGAGCAAUGCCAAUACAUUGUUGACAUCUGAAAAUACCAAGGAGAUCGAAACGUUGCUCACCAAUGCAAACGCCCUCUUGACUAGCGGCAAUACUAAGGAGAUCGAAACUCUUCUAGGCAACGCAAAUGACCUAUUAACUUCGCAAUUUGUUAAGGAAACCAAGGCUCUUAUCGGUGACGCUUCUCCGCUACUUAGUGAAGUUGGGCCACUUCUCACCCUGGUUAAGCCAUUAUUGACUCAAGGAACAAUCUCGGAGCUCGAGAGUUUGCUGAAUAAUGCCAAUAAUUUGUUGACAGGGCAGUUUGUUAAUGAAACGAAGAGCCUAAUCAGUGACGCCUCUCCUCUCCUUAGUGAGGUUACGCCACUUCUCAAUUUGGUCAAACCGCUCUUGACCCAGAGUACAAUUUCAGACCUAGAAAGUCUGUUGGGCAAUGCAAACGAUUUGCUCACAGCGCAGUUCGUCAACGAAACAAAAAGCCUAAUUGGUGACGCUGGCCCUCUAUUGAGUGACAUUGAACCGCUUCUCAGUUUAGUCAAACCAUUGUUGACUCAGAGUACUAUCUCGGAGCUGGAGAGUUUGCUUGGAAGUGCGAACAGCUUGUUGACGGCACAGUUCGUCAAUGAAACGAAGAGACUUAUUGGCGAUGCAGGACCCUUGCUGGAUGAAGCCGGUCCGAUCCUUGACCUUGUGAAGCCUCUUUUGACUGAGAAGACGGUCAAGAGCCUUGGGUAUCUUGUGGGCAACGCCACCAACCUCCUACAAACAAGUUUUGUCAGUGAAACAAAGAGCCUCGUUGGUGAUGCAGGACCUCUGCUAGAUGAAGCUGGCCCAAUUCUCAGCCUGGUCAAGCCUCUGUUGACCGAGAAGACGGUCAAGAGCCUUGGAUAUCUUGUGGGCAAUGCCACAAACCUCCUACAAACUGACUUUGUCAAUGAGACGCGCGGACUCAUCGGCGACGUAUCUCCUGUUGUCACACCAGCUCUACUAGCCAAGGUGCCUGGUUUGUUGGAUAACGCUGACUCAUUGUUGACGGACAAAUUCGUCAAUGAAACAUCGACUUUGAUUGGCGAUGUCUCCAGCGUAAGCAGUUCUCUUUCCUCCGUCAAAUAA
This is a messenger RNA of Talaromyces rugulosus, 2415 nucleotides long. RefSeq lists its product as uncharacterized. The transcript has a single exon. Lineage: Eukaryota; Fungi; Ascomycota; Eurotiomycetes; Eurotiales; Trichocomaceae. The record is from RefSeq and is a predicted model, not a curated record. The coding region runs from base 1 to 2415 and encodes 804 amino acids.